CACAAGAUACACACAGGCCACAAGUGGGGAGGGUCCCAGGGUUAAACACAAGAUACACACAGACCACAAGUGGGGAGGGUCCCAGGGUUAAACACAAGAUACACACAGGCCACAAGUGGGGAGGGUCCCAGGGUUAAGCACAAGAUACACACAGACCACAAGUGGGUAGGGUCCCAGGGUUAAACACAAGAUACACACAGGCCACAAGUGGGGAGGGUCCCAGGGUUAAACACAAGAUACACACAGACCACACCCAGUGAGGGUUCCAGGGUUUAACACAAGAUACACACAGACCACAAGCCAGUAGGGUCCCAGGGUUAAACACAAGAUACACACAGACCACAAGCAGGGAGGGUCCCAGGGUUAAGCACAAGAUACACACAGACCACAAGCGGGGAGGGUCCCAGGGUUAAGCACAAGAUACACACAGACCACAAGCGGGUAGGUAGGGUCCCAGGGUUAAACACAAGAUACACACAGACCACAAGCAGGGAGGGUCCCAGGGUUAAGCACAAGAUACACACAGACCACAAGCGGGGAGGGUCCCAGGGUUAAGCACAAGAUACACACAGACCACAAGCAGGGAGGGUCCCAGGGUUAAACACAAGAUACACACAGACCACAAGCAGGGAGGGUCCCAGGGUUAAACACAAGAUACACUCAGACCACAAGCGGGGAGGGUCCCAGGGUUAAACACAAGAUACACACAGACCACAAGCAGGGAGGGUCCCAGGGUUAAACACAAGAUACACACAGACCACAAGCAGGGAGGGUCCCAGGGUUAAACACAAGAUACACUCAGACCACAAGCAGGGAGGGUCCCAGGGUUAAACACAAGAUACACACAGACCACAAGCGGGGAGGGUCCCAGGGUUAAACACAAGAUAGAAGGUUGAUGGACCGACAAGACACAGCCCGGUGCCAGAUGAGACUAGUGGCGCCAGAUUGUGGACAAACCAAUCUGUCUUUUAUAUCAGCCUCGUGGUCCUAUGACCUAAGAGCAUAUGAGUCAAUUCACCAAGUUAUGGCAAUGCCAUGAUAUCCUGGCUACACUUCAAAUAGGUCAAGUUGUGAUACAAAACAAAAUGAAUUUAUAAUUCUGUUUUCUGAAAGCACGUACAAGAAUUUGUUUACUAAACAACAUUUUGUCAGCCAUUCUCUUGGAUGAUGGGAGACUGUGUAUUGUUCUUGUUAGCAUCCUCGGUAAUCCAGUGUAUUAUAUCUCCACUCUAUUGUGACAAAUACCCUGAAUCCAAUUGCUACCAAGGAUUAUUUUAGGAAGUGACAUCCCUAAAUCAUCUGUACAAGGGCUGGUCAAAAAGUUCUAAGCCUGACUAACUUUCAGCUGUGGGCCAUAACAAAGUGAUCUAGUCAAUAACAAAGUGAUCUAGUCAAUAACAAAGUGAUCUAGUCAAUAACAAAGUGGUCUAGUCAAUAACAAAGUGAUCUAGUCAAUGUAGAACAUUGUUUGAGACGUUCAUGGCAAGUGUUGAGGCCGUUUGUGUAUUAGUCACAGCCAGUUGAACGUGAUAGGGGUCCAUUUGACACAGUAAUAGAAAAGAACGAGUAUCUACCAGUCAUCAAGUUUUUGACAAGAACUUGAUGACCACAAGUGUAUCGAAAUAAGUGCUUCAUUGUCAAUAUAAGAAGUGUAUUGAGAAGCAUUCAGAUUAUGUUUAAAAAUAAAAUUAAAAACAUUUUCACAAUUUUUGGUUUUGUUAGGCUUAGAACUUUUUGACCAACCCUUGUACUCAAAAGCCACAGUAGCGAAUGGGUUCAUCGUCAUAGAAAUCUCCUUACUAAUAGAACAGAGAAGUAAUGCACUGGAUAAUCGAGGAUGAUCCUAUGUAAUGGUGUGUCGGCCGUCCAGCGAUUGAUGCCUUGGUCAUUGCUGGGAUCAUGGAAAAACAACCUUCAUCAUUUGUGGUACUGUUGCUGAUAGAGAAUCAGCCGUGUACCACGCACAGAGGUGUGUUCAGCAAUACACCAAUCAAAUUAAUCAAAAGCAUCUCAAAUUGUUGAGUAAACUUCAGAAAAAUACCCAGGAAACAGUAUUAUUCUUGAAAUUAUUUACUUAAAAAGUAACAUUAAGAUUUUGAUGUACCAGCUGAUAUACAGGAAUUGAUUUUAAUAAACAUUAUUACAUCGUUUAAUGCAACUGAAAAACAGUGGAAUCGGUGAAAUAGCUGAAGUUUUGAUGAUCAGGUACCGUUCUUUGAGUGAUGCUGUUGUUAGGAUGCGUAGGCUGAUGACAUAGCUUGAUCAGUGACGUCACUGGCGGGGCUAUGGAUGGAGCUCUCUGACUGGUGUGUUGCUCAGCAUUCUUGAGGUUGUUUCUCCAUGAUCUAGGGCCCAGUGGUGGGGGACGCUCGGGACCAUCUUCUUGAGUCAGGAAACUAACUGACAGGAGUUUCAUGGCUGAGAUGAACUUCUAUGUGAAGAAAAUGAACACAAACAUCCAUGCACAAGAACAUGGAUCUAACAAGCAGGUGGCCUCCAAGUCCUGCGCUCUGUCCCUCGUCCGACAACUCUAUCACAUGAACGUCAUCGAGCCUUACACAGGUCUGAAGAAGAAGAAGGAUUCGGAACAGUUGGAGCCUUAUGAUGUUGCUGUCAGCCCCGAGUUACAGACCCAGAUCAUGCAGGUGCUGGACAAAUGGGGUAUUCAGCCAGUUCCCAGGCCUCAUCAACCCCCUCUACCAGCGGAGGAUGGCUCGGUCCCUCCCGUGUCCCUCCUUUCUCAUGUCUCCCUGGAUGAGUUUGAGCCUGCCCCCAAGCGGAGCACCCCGGGGGUGGUGCCCUGGUCCCCACCCCAGUCGAACUGGAACCCCUGGACCAACUGCAACAUAGACGAGGGACCACUAGCAAUGGCCAGUCUGGAGCAAGUGAGUCAGGACCUUUACACCUCCCUGGAGGACCAGCGAAACCGUGACGAGCAGCUUCAGAGGAUGAUGUCCGAUCGGUCGAAGCUGCCGGUGUUCGAGUCCCACGACUACAUCCUCCAGACGAUACAGCGAAGCCCUGUGACACUCAUCCGGGGGGAGACUGGGUGUGGUAAGACUACACAGGUGCCGCAGUUCAUCUUGGACCAGAUGGUGAACGAGGGUCGCGGUGCCGAUUGUGGCAUCUUCGUCACACAGCCCAGGAGGUUGAGUGCCGUGUCUAUUGCAGAGCGAGUCGCCAACGAGAGAUGUGAGAACCUUGGCGUGUCUGUUGGAUACAGUGUCAGAUUUGAGUCUGUCCUGCCUCGACCGUAUGGAGCUCUGCUGUACUGUACCGUUGGAACGCUGCUGAGGAGGCUGGAAGGAGGAUUGAGGGGCGUGUCUCAUGUCAUCGUUGAUGAAAUCCACGAGAGAGAUAUCAAUACUGACUUCCUGCUUGUGCUACUGAGGGACAUGGUGCGAACCUACCCUGAGCUUCGCGUAGUGUUGAUGUCGGCAACUGUGGACACGUCGCUAUUCCAGGACUACUUCGGAGACUGCGAAGUAGUGGAAGUGUACGGACGGGUCUUCCCGGUGCAAGAGUAUUACCUGGAGGACUGCAUCCAGAUGCUCAACUUCGUCCCGCCCCCGAAUGACAGGAAGAGAAAGAAAGGAGGAGGAGGAGGAGGGGGGGACGACCUCCCUGGAGAUGAAGAGCAAGAGGAGAAUUGCAACCUGAUUCUGUCGGGUGACUACAGCCCACAGACCAAGGUGGCCAUGGCGCAGCUCAACGAGAAGGAGCUGUCGUUCGAGCUGAUCGAGUCCAUCCUGCGGUACCUGAAGCAGCUGAAGGUGCCGGGGGCGGUGCUGGUCUUCCUGCCGGGCUGGAACCUCAUCUUCUCCCUGCAGAAGCACCUGGAGGGCAGUCCCGAGUUUGGAAGCUCAUCGUAUCGCGUACUCCCCCUUCACUCCCAGAUUCCCAGGGAGGACCAGCGCCGAGUCUUUGACCCCGUGCCAGAUGGAGUCACCAAGAUCAUCUUGUCCACCAACAUUGCUGAGACCAGUGUGACGAUAGAUGAUGUUGUGUUUGUCAUCGACUCCUGCAAAGCCAAGAUGAAGCUGUUCACGUCCCACAACAACAUGACUAACUAUGCCACUGUGUGGGCAUCCAAGACCAACCUGGAGCAGCGACGGGGGCGAGCGGGGCGAGUGAGGCCCGGCUUCUCUUUCCACCUGUGUAGCAGGGCCAGAUUUGACAAAUUGGACCAACACACAACACCCGAGAUUUUCCGUACUCCUCUCCAUGAGCUUGCCUUGUCAAUCAAACUACUAAGACUGGGUCCGAUUGCCCAGUUCCUGGCCAAGGCCGUGGAGCCCCCACCCCUGGAUGCCGUCAUUGAAGCUGAAGCUACUCUGCGAGAUAUGCGAGCGCUGGACGCGAAUGACGAGCUGACACCCCUGGGGAAGAUCCUUGCCAAACUUCCCAUCGAGCCCCGGCUUGGCAAGAUGAUCAUCUUUGGAUGUAUCUUCUAUGUUGGAGAUGCGAUGUGCACGAUAGCUGCAAGUACCACAUUCCCUGAGCCCUUCAUAACACCGACCGACCGGCGGCGUCUGGGCUGGGUGCAUAAGAGUCUGUCCGGGAGCCGAUGCAGCGACCAUGUGGCGCUACUCAACGCCUUCCAACUGUGGGAGGAGGCCAGAUCGGGCGGUGAGGACAGUGAGAUGUAUUUCUGUGACCAGAAGUCCCUCUCGCUGCAAACACUACGCAUGACGUCUGAAGCCAAGAAUCAGCUGCGCGACAUCCUGGUGAAUGCAGGCUUCCCGGACGAGAGCCUGAUGCCGAUGGGCUUCAACUUCACCGGGCCGGACAACAGACUGGACAUUGCCAUCACGUUGCUGUCCAUGGGGCUGUACCCCAACGUGUGCUACCACAAGGAGAAGCGGAAAGUGCUGACCACGGAGAGCAGAGCCGCCCUCGUACACAAGUCGUCGGUCAACUGCAGCAACUUCGAGGUCAAGUUCCCGUCACCCUUCUUCAUCUUUGGAGAGAAGAUCAGAACCAGGGCCGUUUCCUGCAAGCAGAUGACGAUGGCCACACCUCUACAACUCCUGCUGUUCGGGGCCCGAAGUGUCACUUUACAGGGAGACAUGGUAGUGCUGGACAACUGGAUCAACCUCCGCAUGGAGUAUGAUGCGGCAGCUUGUGUGGUUGCGUUGCGCCCACUGCUGGAGGCGCUGAUGGUGCGGUCAACGAAGGAGCCGGAGGGUGUGGCGGAGCCGGGGCCCCAGGAGGAGUGUCUUCUGGCUGUGCUGAGAGUCAUGUCCCGCCCACACGCUGGCCGCUUUGGGCUCAGCCAGGAAUCGGGAGGCAACAACAUGCGAGGACCCCCCGCCAAAGUGCCCCGGAUGGGGGGAGGGGGCUUUGGUGGAGGAGGAGGAGGUGGAUACAGUGGAGGGAGAGGGGGAUAUGGUGGAGGAGGACAUGGCAGUGGGGGAGGAGGGUAUUGGGGUCGGGGGGGAGGAGGAGGAGGAUAUGGGGGUGGAAGAGGUGGUGGUGGCUAUGGCGGUGGUGGUUACGGAGGUGGCCGGGGAGGAGGAGGAGGAGGAUAUGGAGGGGGCGGUUACGGAGGUGGUCGGGGUGGGAGAGGAGGAGGAGGAGGAUUUGGUGGGGGUGGAAGUAGAUACGGAGGUGGGGGUGGAGGUGGGGGUGGAUUUGGACGUGGAAGGGGAUUCCGAGGUGGGCAGCAAGGUGGAUUUGGGAGUGGGGGUGGGGGCUUCUCCUUUGGUGGAGGAAGUGGCAGCGGAGGAAGUGGUGGUGGAGAUCAGGACUAAUUUGAUGGAGGAUCAUCCCUGUUCUACAACUGAGAACUUACAAUGUUGUGCACAAGAGACCAUGGAUGUUUUAUGGACCCAGACAUACUGGAUUGGAUGUGUUCAUGAAUGUUUCAUUUGAAACAUUUACGCGGAUGAAACUGAAGAUUGUUUACAUUUUUGUCUGUGUUUGUUACAAAGUGUAAGACAAAGAUUUCUACUGAGAUGUGUCACGAACGUGACGUGUAGACCAACAUUGAUUCAAUACUUGGCCUGGGACUUCUUCGAGAUACACAGUGAUAACAGCCGUUUCCGUUUGGGUGGAAUUAAUCAUAUAGCACAAAUCUGCUAAUAUAUUGAAACAAUACAAUUAUGUGGAACAUAUUUUGAACUUUGUCGAACAAAAUAGACAACAAUUAUUGCCCUUGCUACAAGAAGUUUCACAACUAGAACACACUGAUUAUCAGUUAGAAGUAACUUGUGCUUCUUGUGAUGGGAAGGUUUCAAUACUUAGAGUUUGGCAGAUAAGAUGCAGCCAGAUCAAAAGAUGAAUUAAUCUUUGUCAAAAGAAUACAGUAUUCCUGAUAGUGAUUAGUAAUGAGAAAAAAUAAAUACUAAUUUUAAGCCACAGUUAUCCCACAUAUUCCUAACUUCAUCAAUUUGGAGUUAGCAUCUCUGCAUUCACAACUCGCUUCAUUCUGUAUCGUUACUUCAUGUUGCAAACUUUGUAUUAAUCAUCUGCACAUACAGAUUCACAUAACAGUUUUAUGAUUAUACCAGUGUUGAAGAUACUCUCUUCCUAACCAUCCGUCACAAGCUGUAUUUGCCAGUGUUAAAAACAUCAGGACUGGCAACUAUUCAGAUUGUAUUAGAAUUGCCAGUCCGGGUGUCUGCAGGAAUUUUAAACACUUUUAGUGCACAUGGGGCGGUCGGGUAGCCUAGUGUUUAAAGCGUUAGCUCGUCACGACGAAGACCCGGGUUCGAUUCCCGACAUGGGUACAAUGUGUGAAGCCCAUCUCUGGUGUCCCCCGCCGUGAUAUUGCUGGAAUAUUGCUAAAGGCGGCGUAAAAAACCGAACUCACUCACUCAUUUUAGUGCACAAUGUGGGUGACUAUUGAUUCCAGGCUUUUUGAUGAUGUCAUCGUGUGAGAUUUUGACAGAACUUCAUCAUUUGUCACGGUGGCCUAGUUGCCCUAGGAGCUGCACUCCACUGUCAGAGUUGUGUCCCUUAGGAGUACCAGGAACCAAUGAUUAUGUGUUCGAAUCCCAGCUCGCCUUGAUUGUUUCUAAUUUGUCAGCUCAUGGGUUUCACCAAAGUGGUAAACGUCUAGGACCUGCAUCACUUCGGGCUUUCCUCUCAAUUGAAGCAGUGGCAUGCUUGAACUUCUUUCCAAAGUAGCAUUAAACCACGGUCUCUCAAUGUUAGUUUGUGAAUUUUUCAUUUUUUUUAUUCAUUUACUUGGAGUAGGUGGGUAGCCUUGUGGUUAAUGUGUUGGCUCAUCAAACUAAAUACCUGGGUUCAGUUCCCAACAUGGGUAUAUGUGAACCCAUUUUUAGUGUGACAUGGCCGCAAUAUUGCCAAAAUCAAUAUAAAACCAUACUACUUUAGGAAGGAAAUUAUUCAGUCUGUCCCUAAAUUUUGGAAUCAAUUUAUUUAUAUUAAUUGAAGUAUGGAUAUGGCACUACAGAUUUAUUUGAAAUUUGUGAAAUAUUGUCCUCAUAUUUAUUAGUACAUUGGGUUUCUAUUGAACAAGGAGUGACCUUGGAAAUGUGUUCAUCAUGGCAAUGUGUUGGAGAAAUGGAAUUUGGGUAUUUUUACCAUUUCUUAGAAUCCUUUUUUCUUUGUUGUCACUGAGACUUUAAGUAUUAAGUGAUUUUAUGAUAGCGAUGAAGUGAAGUUGUGGUCCACCACUUUUGUCUGUUUACUAUGUUGAGUUUGUUUACACGAUCUGACUUAUUGUGCACAAUGAGAUGUUGAACUAUAUGUGAAAUAAAUGUUCAUGAAGAA
This is a messenger RNA of Haliotis rufescens (red abalone), 7740 nucleotides long. RefSeq names its product ATP-dependent RNA helicase A-like. Gene Ontology annotation, cellular component: nucleolus; intracellular anatomical structure; ribonucleoprotein complex. The transcript has 24 exons. Lineage: Eukaryota; Metazoa; Mollusca; Gastropoda; Lepetellida; Haliotidae. Gene Ontology annotation, biological process: regulation of mRNA processing; positive regulation of transcription by RNA polymerase II. Gene Ontology annotation, molecular function: double-stranded RNA binding; 3'-5' DNA helicase activity; ATP binding. The record is from RefSeq and is a predicted model, not a curated record. The coding region runs from base 2415 to 5753 and encodes 1112 amino acids.